Molecule: messenger RNA, 2402 nt
Organism: Oncorhynchus mykiss (rainbow trout)
Lineage: Eukaryota; Metazoa; Chordata; Actinopteri; Salmoniformes; Salmonidae
Gene: poc1a
Product: POC1 centriolar protein A
Biological process (GO): cilium assembly
Cellular component (GO): ciliary basal body; centriole
Molecular function (GO): protein binding
Source: RefSeq, a predicted model, not a curated record
CUCAAACGACACUGGAGUUUGUUGUCAGAAACGUCGACUUCUAGCCUUUGUAAGCAGCAGGUGAUAUAGCAAAAAAAUCAUCAAACGACACUGUUUUAUGAAAAAUAAUUAGCUAAUUAUAACUCGUCUGGGAACUUUGGAUGUACUGAAACAUUUUAAUGACCGACAGUUUGCUUAUCGUGCGUAUUGAAGCCAGGAAGAGCGCUAGGUAACGGUGUCUUAACGAUGUGGAUAAUGAGUUGGCCUUGGUAACCAAGCAGCUGACAAACCACCCAGUGAAUUUGUAAACAAUGCCUUGUGUUGCACAUCAAGUUAUUAUUAUUAUCUAUGUGUGCUGAACGUUACUGUAUUUGAGAACAGUUUGCUAGCUUACAAGGCAGUUGAGCUAGUUAUUUUAUGAGGGAGUUGUGCUUGUCCAUCACCUGAAGAUGACUUCCGCAUUGGAUGACCCAACCCUGGAGAGGCACUUCAAGGGCCACAGAGACACCAUAACAAGCGUUGACUUUAACUGUAACAUGAAACAAAUUGCGACCGGCUCCAUGGACUCCUGUCUCAUGAUCUGGAACUUGAAGCCCCAAAUGAGAGCCUAUCGGUUCGUGGGACAUAAAGACGCGGUGACGUCAGUCCAGUUCUCUCCCUCCGGACACCUGGUGGCCUCCGCUUCCAGGGACAAGACUGUCCGCCUCUGGGUGCCCAGUGUUAAGGGCGAGUCCACAGCAUUCCGAGCCCAUACCGGAACGGUACGUAGUGUCAGUUUCUCCGGUGAUGGACAGACCUUGGUCACCGCGUCCGACGACAAAACUCUCAAAGUCUGGACCGUUCACCGACAGAAGUUCCUUUUCUCUCUCAACCAACACAUCAACUGGGUCCGCUGUGCCAAGUUUUCACCAGACGGCAGGUUGAUAGUAUCGGCCAGUGACGACAAGAGCAUUAAGAUCUGGGACAAGACGAGUCAGGAGUGUAUCCACUCAUUCUAUGAACAUGGAGGGUGUGUGAACUAUGUCGACUUCCAUCCCAGUGGAACAUGCAUUGCUGCUGCUUGCACAGACAACACUGUCAAGGUCUGGGACAUCAGGACCAACAAAUUACUGCAGCAUUACCAAGUUCACAGUGGAGUAGUGAACGGUCUAUCCUUCCAUCCAUCUGGUAACUACCUGAUAACAGCCUCUAAUGACUCCACUAUGAAGAUACUGGACCUGCUGGAGGGACGGCUGCUCUACACACUGCACGGACACCAGGGCCCAGUCACAUGUGUCACGUUCUCCAGGACCGGAGACUACUUUGCCUCAGGAGGAUCUGAUGAACAGGUCAUGGUGUGGAAGACUAAUUUUAAAUCAACUGACUACGGAGAAGUUCUACAGCAGACGGAGACCUGCGUCGACCUUGGAGGAGGAGGAGGAGCAGCUGCAGGAGGAGGAGGAGGAGGAGGUACAGGAGGAGGAGCAGCUUUCCCUGGAGACUCCAGGAAGUCCUUGCUCCAUAGGCAGGAGUCGUCUGAGUCAGAGCUGUGUAACGGCCAGGGGCGGGGCUUACGUACGGAGGUGAGGAGUAGGAGUGGCAGCGUCACCCGGAGCCUGUCUUCCAGACCCACCCAGACCUCCAGGGCUCCCAGAGCCAGGCCCCCCACUGUCGAGCUGACACGCACCGAGCCUCCGCCCCAGACACAGACCCAGAGAGAAGGCAUGGUGCCUGCUGGUCUGGCCAGCACCCUAGAACACAUAGUGGCUCAACUAGAUGUUCUCACACAGACUGUGGCCAUCCUAGAACAGAGGCUGACUCUGACAGAGGACAAGCUGAAGGAGUGUAUUGACAACCAGCAUCAGAUCAACCUGCAACUCCACCGCAGGGAACCAGACCUCCAACCAAGGGAUUAACACCCAACUAGACCUCCACACCACCAGACCUCCACACCACCAGACCUCCACACCACCAGACCUCCACAACACCAGAUCUCCUCGACCGCCACACCACCAGACAAGACCUCCAGGCCAGGGACUGACACCAGAGACUAAUGCUAGCACCGACUCCCCUAGGCAGUGGAAAAGCCCAGGUGGCACCCAGACCACUGACUCCUCCAUAGAGGGGGAGGAAGAGAGAGUGCAUUCGGAAAGUAUUCAGACCCCUUGAUUUUUUUCCCCUCGUCGAUCUACACACAAUACCCCAUAAUGACAAUGCAGAAACAGGACUUUAGACAUUUUUGCAUUAAAAUGUAUUUAAAAAAAUAAAAAAACUGAAAUAUCACAUUUACAUAAGUAUUCUCUUCUCAAACACAAAAGGCUGCUGUUAAUUGGAACCACCCAUCCCGGAUUGUCAUCAACUACGCUAAAUAGCAUAGCGCAACGGUCAAAUCAUCUUAAUGAAUAUUAAUAUUCAUGAAAUCACAAGUGAAAUAUAGCGAAACA